AUGGCGGAACAGAAGUACACCAUAGCAGAUGUGGCGAGCCGCAACGGUCGGGGCAACGCGCCGGUGUGGGUGAUCUACAAAGACUCAGUGUAUGACAUCACAUCCUACAUCAGCCAGCAUCCCGGCGGCGACGUGAUCUUAGAGGAAGCGGGCAGAGACGCUACCAAAGCUUUCGACGAAGUGGACCACGGCUCAGACGCUAGACAAAUAUUGAGGAAAUUCAAAAUAGGUGAAAUUAUUGAGGAAGAGAAAAAAUAUGACGCAAAUGGUAAAAAGAAAAAGCGAGUGAUCGCCGCCCGCGCGCCGUCCGCGCGCAGGGGUUGCCUCAGCAUCAUCUGCUGCCGGCUGGCGGGGUCUUCAUCAUCCAUCGUCUAUUUCCCUUUUCCUACACCUUCCCCGGUGCCAUUGGUGUUGCAAGAAGGUAUCAAACAGACACCUAUGCCUGCUCCGUUUGUGGUG
This is a messenger RNA of Brenthis ino (lesser marbled fritillary), 459 nucleotides long. Lineage: Eukaryota; Metazoa; Arthropoda; Insecta; Lepidoptera; Nymphalidae. The record is from the annotation of a GenBank genome assembly.